Molecule: messenger RNA, 2006 nt
Organism: Camelina sativa (false flax)
Lineage: Eukaryota; Viridiplantae; Streptophyta; Magnoliopsida; Brassicales; Brassicaceae
Molecular function (GO): protein binding
Source: RefSeq, a predicted model, not a curated record
UUUUUUUUUUCGAUUUGUUUGACAAAACAGAGUGAUGAGAUGGAACAAGAAGAACGUUAUCAAUCUCGUCACAAAGCCCAGACAUCUCCCAGCGCCGAUCACUCCGGCGUCGCCGGAGAUUUACCGAUUACCUAAUCCUCCACCAAAACUCCCGGAGACCUCAAUUCCUCCGACUCUUACUCUCUCUCCAUCUCCCAAACACUCCAAUUUCGUCAAUUACCUCGAGAACAAUCUCCCUCACCACCAAACCCUAACUCCGCAAACUCUCCUCGGAUUCCUCCGUUCGAAACUCCGUCACCAUUCUCUCUUCACUCAUUAUGACUUCGCCGUCUUCAAUUGGGCAGCUACACUCGACACGUUCCGCCACGAUCACGAUUCUUUCCUCUGGAUGUCGAGAUCACUCGCCGCCACGCACCGUUUCGACGAUCUUCACCGUCUCCUCUCUUUCGUUGCGGCGAAUCCGUGUCCUUGUUCCUCAGGUAUCUUCUCUUGUCCAGAGCUCGAAUCUAUUUUCCGAUCCGCCAUUGAUGCGUACUGUAGAGCUGGGAAAAUGGAUUAUGCUUUGUUAGGGUUUGAUACUAUGAAGAGAUUGAUCGAUGGUAAACCAAAUGUUGCGGUUUAUAACACUGUUGUGAACGGUUAUGUGAGAUCUGGUGAUAUGGAUAAGGCUUUAAGGUUUUAUCAGAGGAUGGGGAAGGAAAGGGUAAAGCCAGAUGUAUGCACGUUUAACAUUCUCAUCAAUGGAUACGUCAGGAGUUUUAAGUUUGAUGUGGCAUUGGAUUUGUUCAGGGAGAUGAAGGAGAAAGGUUGUGAACCGAAUGUGGUUAGCUUCAACACUCUGAUUAGAGGGUUUUUGAGCAGGGGUAAUAUCGAGGAAGGUGUCAAAAUGGCUUAUGAGAUGAUUGAGCUAGGUUGUAGAUUCUCGGAAGCCACUUGUGAGAUUCUGGUUGAUGGGUUGUGUAGAGAAGGUCGGGUUGAUGAUGCUUGUGGAUUGGUGAUGGAUCUUUCGAACAAGAGGGUUUUACCGAGUGAGUUUGAUUACGGUAGUUUAGUUGAGAAACUCUGUGGAGAAAACAAGGUGGAUAGGGGAAUGGAGAUGGUGGAGGAGCUGUGGAAGAAAGGUCAAACCCCAUGUUUGAUUGCUUGUACUACACUUGUUGAAGGGUUGAGGAAAUCAGGAAGAACAGAGAAAGGAUCAGGGUUUAUGGAGAAGAUGAUGAAUGCAGGAGUACUUCCCGAUAGUGUGACCUUUAACUUGCUUCUUCGGGAUCUCUGCAGUUCUGGUCAUUCGAUUGGUGCAAACAGAUUGAGACUUUUGGCGUCAAGCAAAGGAUAUGAACUCGAUGAGACAACGUACAAUGUUUUGGUUUUGGGAUUCACGAAAGAAGGGAGAAAAAAGGAAGGAGAAGUUCUAGUGAACGAGAUGUUGGAUAAAGAUAUGCUGCCUGAUAUUUUUACAUAUAAUAGAUUGAUGGAUGGCUUGUCCCGCGCAGGCGGAAAAUUUUCAAGGAAGCAAGUCCGGAUGUUGUAACCUGUGUAAACUAGACCCAAGCUAUGUAUAUGAAAUGAAAACCAAGUUGGGUUCUUUAUAAUACAACUUCAAAGAAAAGAAGGUUCCUAGCUUUCCGUAGAUUCCACAAGAUCCAUGGAGCUAAGGGAGUCAAAGCUAAACCUGAUGGGGGGAAGGCUCACUAGGCGACUGGUUCCUUUAAGUAGCUGAUGAGUAGUGGUAAGCUAGGUGGAACCGUGAAAGGUGCUAGAUUCCAUACCUCUUUUGGAUAAUUUUGACCCAACAGAGAGUGAACCAACUGCAGCGUUCUGCAGAAAAUUCUUUACUUCAGAGACAAGUUUCAGUUGCCAAAUAACUCUGUGCCAUUCACAUGGUGCACUGUCACUCUUUGUUGUGAGACAUUUGUUGACUUUUAUGUACACGUUUGUCAACAUUUAAAUUAUGUUAACAUUGUUAAGAACGCAAGAUUUUUUGUUUAUUAAUUGAGUAUAGCGGA